Molecule: messenger RNA, 717 nt
Organism: Selaginella moellendorffii
Lineage: Eukaryota; Viridiplantae; Streptophyta; Lycopodiopsida; Selaginellales; Selaginellaceae
Product: aspartyl protease family protein At5g10770-like
Exons: 2
Coding region: 1-717 (238 amino acids)
Source: RefSeq, a predicted model, not a curated record
AUGGGAGUUGCCGCCUGGAAGCGAAGACGAACUCCAGCCAACUCCACCGAAUUCUUGAGAGAAGACGAAGGCCUAGAGAUGAGUUUCUAUGUAGGUAACGGCCUCAACUUCGCCAUGAAUCUCAAUUUGGGAACUCCUCCCGUGCAGCACAACUUCACCAUGGCACUUAACUCGGAAUUCUUCUGGGCUGCGUGCUCUCCUUGCAUCGAUUGCAAUGUUUCCACAAACGAACCCCUCUUUUCAUGGGCAUCAUCCACAUCUUACACUAGAAUUCCUUGCACCUCUCCUUUCUGCUCGACAUCCCCUGAUUUCUCGACAAACGCUUGCGGAUCUUCAGCCGUGGGUUUCACGACUUGCUUAUAUAAUGUUUCUUACAGCCCCAAAUACUCGUCAGCUGGUGAGAUGGCUAGUGAUGUUGGCACACCGGUUGAAUUUCGGACAUGGUUUCUGCUAGACGAUGUUGCUGAAAAUGCUACUGUGUGCUUGGCUGUUGGAGACUCACAGAAGGUGGGGUUCUCACUGAAUGUUAUAGGAACCUACCAGCAGCUGGAUGUGACAGUGGAGUUUGAUCUGGAAAAGCAGGAGAUUGGAUUUGGAACUGCAGGAUGUAUGAACCUUGACACUUCUUCUGGUUUUACAUACGUCUUCGUGUGGAAAUCUUCUACAACUCAAGCGUUUUCUUUUCUUCCUCUCCUGACGUAUCUCCUGCUUGUUUAA